GGCUGGUUGUACGAAUGGGUGUUGAGAGUAGUUGCAACUUGUUGAGCAUGCUAUAUUAAGGCAUGUCAUGUCUUUGUGCCUCAUUCAAUUGAAGCAAAAAGAAAACUCCUUUCUAGUCUCUUCUUUCCUCUUCGUUCAGGAGUUUACUCCUAUCACUGCACCAGGAGAGGCAUUGUAAGGCUAAGAUUUUUUUACUUUUUUUUUUUUUUUGAGAGAGAAAUGGAAAACUUACCAAAGCCUAAAAUGACCGCAAAUCCCGUUAUACUGCAGAGUGAGAACUUGACCAAGUAUAUACUGGAGACCACCGUUUACCCAAGAGAACCAGAGACUCUGAAAGAGAUUAGGAAUGCCACAGCAAGCCACCCUAUGGGCUUCAUGGGCACAGCACCUGAUGCGGGUCAGCUAAUGGCCUUGCUCUUGAAACUUAUGAAUGCUAAGAAGACAAUUGAAGUGGGAGUUUUCACUGGAUACUCUCUUCUCCUCACUGCACUUAACAUUCCUGAAGAUGGAAAGGUAAUAGCCAUAGAUCCAGACAGAAAAGCUUAUGAGAUAGGACUGCCAUUCAUUAAAAAGGCAGGUGUUGAACACAAGAUUGACUUCAUGGAAUCUCCAGCUUUACCAGUUCUUGAUGAACUCUUACAAGAUCCUUCAAAUGAGGGAACUUUUGAUUUUGCCUUUGUCGAUGCUGAUAAACAUAAUUAUUGGAAUUAUCACGAGCGGCUUCUUAAACUGAUUAAGAUUGGUGGGUUAAUUAUCUACGAUAACACCCUCUGGGGUGGAAGUGUUGCCAAGCCUGAAGAGGAUGUUCCAGCACCCAAAAGAGGACCCAGGCAGGCUGCACUGUCUUUCAACAAAGAAAUUGCAAACGAUUCCCGCGUUGAAAUUUCCCUUGCUUCAAUCGGUGAUGGGUUCACUAUCUGCAGGCGUGCUCCCUGAUCCUCAUUUUCCUGUUUUGUAUCAUGCUUGAGAAUAAAAUUUAAUUUUCGUUCUACUAUGUAGGGACAAUGUUGUGACUUUGAUGUUGUGUGUGUAACGAAAUGUAUGUUUCAUUGUAAUUUCCAGUGAAAUAAA
Messenger RNA from Gastrolobium bilobum, 1071 nucleotides. RefSeq names its product probable caffeoyl-CoA O-methyltransferase At4g26220. The coding region runs from base 220 to 936 and encodes 238 amino acids. Gene Ontology annotation, molecular function: S-adenosylmethionine-dependent methyltransferase activity; O-methyltransferase activity. Lineage: Eukaryota; Viridiplantae; Streptophyta; Magnoliopsida; Fabales; Fabaceae. The record is from RefSeq and is a predicted model, not a curated record. The transcript has 5 exons.